Molecule: messenger RNA, 1582 nt
Organism: Poecilia latipinna (sailfin molly)
Lineage: Eukaryota; Metazoa; Chordata; Actinopteri; Cyprinodontiformes; Poeciliidae
Gene: nipa1
Product: NIPA magnesium transporter 1
Exons: 4
Coding region: 33-1046 (337 amino acids)
Biological process (GO): magnesium ion transport
Cellular component (GO): membrane
Molecular function (GO): magnesium ion transmembrane transporter activity
Source: RefSeq, a predicted model, not a curated record
AUCUGGCAACCCUGGUCUCAAAGUACACAGCAAUGGCUGAUAACUCAGGGCUGACUGGAACUCCGCUGGGGAUAGCAAUAGCCGUAAUCUCAAGCUUUAUUAAUGGCUCGACAUUUGUGCUUCAGAAAAAGGGAAUACUGCGUUCUCGUGACAAAGGGUGUUCGUACCUUACAGAUGUGGUGUGGUGCAGUGGAACGCUGUGCAGUGAGUAUGACAUUAAGAAUACUUUGUUCCUCAAACGCCUUUGUUUUCAGCUAAAUGUGACAAAACACCCGUCUGCUUUCUCAGUGAUCAUUGGUCAAGUUGGGAAUUUCCUGGCGUAUAACCUGGCCCCUGCUGUGAUUGUUACACCUUUAGGGGCCCUUGGAGUACUGUUUGGAGCAGUCCUGGCUUCUUGGAUCCUGGAGGAGCGUCUAAACGUCCUGGGGAAGCUCGGCUGCAUCAUCUGCUGCUGCGGCUCCGUCGUGCUAAUCAUUCAUGCCCCUAAAGCGGUGGCAACGUCCAGGCAGGAGCUUGAAGAUGGACUGUCAGAUCCAGUGUUUGUAACCUACAUCCUGCUCGUGGUGCUGACCCUGGUCGCCCUGAUCGUGUGGGUCGCUCCAGCUCAUGGGACGUCCAACAUCAUGGUGUACGUCGCCAUAUGUUCGCUUCUGGGAAGCUUCACCGUCCCGAGCAGCAAAGGACUCGGCCUGGUGGCUCCUGAUGUGUUCGGCGAAGGACAGCCAAGUGUCGGUGCCGUGGCGCUCUUCCUUGGCCUGCUGGGGGCGCUGGCGGUCAGCAUACUGAUCCAGUUCUUCUUCAUCAAUAAGGCCUUGGAGUGCUUCAGCUCCAACAUAUUUGAAGCGAUAUACUACGUGACGUUCACGUCCACCGUGAUUUUCGCUUCUGCCCUUCUGUUCAAGGAGUGGAUGGGACUCACGGUCACCGACGGCCUCGCCAUGCUCUGUGGCCUGACAACGGUGUGCGUGGGAGUGAUACUCCUUCGAAUCUCCCAGGAAGCUGUGAUUAACUGGAAGGAGAAAAAGGGACUGAAAAAGACAAACUGAUUGUGCUACGGUGCUUUUUUUGUUGUUUUUGCAGGACAUAGACUCUGUUGCUCUGCUCUACCUCCCCUUUAAGUGACCAAAGCUGUGAGAUGAAACAGUCAGCCGUGACCUUUGACCACAUAAGUGUGAGGAGGAAAGCAUUGAUUACAUUGUGAGCAUCUUAACGGAUAGCGGGUGGGAUUUGUUAGGGAACAAAAUGGCGUUCUGUACAGGAAUACUGAAGUGUAGGGACUUUAUACUGUGCCUUGCAGAAGUGGUGAUGUAACUAGAAUUUUAUUACAUUUUGAUAGAGCACAACUACAAACCUCUAUGCAUUUUAUCAGCUAGACCAAUGUAGAAUAACGCAGCAUGAGGAAGAGGAAAAAAUAUGUUUUAUGAUCACACGUGACAUACACUCCACCUCUCUAACUCAAUGAAUCAUGAUGGUGCCACUGCCAUGUUUUACUAAGGGGGUGGCUAUUUACACAAAUAAAAAUCAAAAGGUUGUGCCUUUUUAUGAAACCCAUACGGGUCUCUUGGAGGAGUGCACUGAGAAA